CGGCGCGAUCGGCCGGGCUGUAACCGUCGUCCGUCCGGUAGCGGCUGGAGCGGCAGCGGCGGCCGGGCACGGCGCGAGGCGACGCCACAGGGCAGCGGCGGCAGCGGGGACAGCGGCGGCAGCCGGAGACGCAGCGGCGGCCGCAGCAGCAGCAGCAGCAGCAAGACGGACUCGUGGACACGCGCCGCCGCCGCCGGGCCGGGCCGGGUGUCGCGCGCCGAGGCUGGGGGGGAGCCGUCGCCGCCACCGCUACCGCCGCCGCCGCCGCCGCCGAGGUGACUGAGGAGAGAGGCGCCUCCUCGCUCCCGCCGCCGCCGGACUUCAAUGCCCAGUCCCCAGCUCGCCAGCGUUUUUCGUUGGAAUAUACGUUGCACAUUUAUGGCGAUUCUGAGCGUGAGGGCAGACUUCUGCCAGGCUCAGCACAGCGUUUCCGCUGACAAGUGAGCUUGGAGGUUCUAUGUGCCAUAAUUAACAUUGCCUUGAAGACUCUGGACACCGAGACUGGCCUCAGAAAUAGUUGGCUUUUUUUUUUUUUAUUGCAAGCAUAUAUCUUUUAAUGACUCCAGUAAAAUUAAGCAUCAAGUAAACAAAAGUGAAAAGCGACCUACUCUUUUAACUUGUCUCACUAGUGCCUAAAUGUAGUAAAGGCUGCUUAAGUUUCGUAUGUAGUUGGAUUUUUUUGGAGUCCGAAGGUAUCCAUCAGCAGACAUUGAGGCCCAAAUUGAAUUUGGAUUCAAGUGGAUUCUAAAUACUUCUGCUUAUCUUGAAGGGAGAAGCUUCUUAAAGAAUAAACAAGUUGAAUAGAGAAAACACUGAUCGAUAAUAGGCAUUUUAGUGGUCUUUUUAAUGUUUUCUGCUGUGAAACAUUUCAAGAUUUAUUGAUUUUUUUUUCAUUUUCCCCAUCACACUCACACACGCACGCUCACACUUUUUAUUUGCCAUAAUGAACCGUCCAGCCCCUGUGGAGAUCUCCUAUGAGAACAUGCGUUUUCUGAUAACCCACAACCCUACCAACGCUACCCUCAACAAGUUCACAGAGGAACUUAAGAAGUAUGGAGUGACAACUUUGGUUCGAGUUUGUGAUGCUACAUAUGAUAAAGCACCAGUUGAAAAAGAAGGAAUCCACGUUCUAGAUUGGCCUUCUGACGAUGGAGCGCCACCCCCUAAUCAGAUAGUUGACGAUUGGCUAAACCUACUAAAAACCAAAUUUCGUGAAGAGCCAGGUUGCUGUGUUGCAGUGCAUUGUGUUGCAGGACUGGGAAGGGCACCUGUGCUGGUCGCACUUGCUUUGAUUGAAUGUGGAAUGAAGUACGAAGAUGCAGUUCAGUUUAUAAGACAAAAAAGAAGGGGAGCAUUCAAUUCCAAACAGCUGCUUUACCUGGAGAAAUACCGACCUAAGAUGCGAUUACGCUUCAGAGAUACCAAUGGGCAUUGCUGCGUUCAGUAGAAAGAAAUGUAUACGAAGGCUGACUUGAUCGUGGCAUUUAGAGGGAACUCUUGGUACCUGGAAAUGUGAAUCUGGAAUCUUAACUGUGUCAUCAAAGUAGUGAUGGAUUCAGUACUCCUCAACCACUCUCCUAAUGAUUGGAAAAAAACAAACAAACAAGAAUAUAUCCCUCUAUAACGUGAAUAAAAUGUUUAAGAAAAGAAAAAAA
Lagenorhynchus albirostris (white-beaked dolphin) is the source of this 1655-nucleotide messenger RNA. RefSeq names its product protein tyrosine phosphatase type IVA 2-like. Gene Ontology annotation, cellular component: nucleus. Gene Ontology annotation, molecular function: protein tyrosine phosphatase activity. The record is from RefSeq and is a predicted model, not a curated record. The transcript has a single exon. The coding region runs from base 944 to 1447 and encodes 167 amino acids. Gene Ontology annotation, biological process: protein dephosphorylation; positive regulation of cell migration. NCBI's taxonomy places the organism in Eukaryota, Metazoa, Chordata, Mammalia, Artiodactyla, Delphinidae.